Messenger RNA from Lemur catta (Ring-tailed lemur), 1680 nucleotides. It is a transcript of the gene TMEM174, whose product is annotated as transmembrane protein 174. The coding region runs from base 124 to 855 and encodes 243 amino acids. The transcript has 2 exons. The record is from RefSeq and is a predicted model, not a curated record. NCBI's taxonomy places the organism in Eukaryota, Metazoa, Chordata, Mammalia, Primates, Lemuridae.
UCUGCGUGUUACACUCUGUUAACCACAGAAGCCCUAAGUCCUCCUAUAACUAACCCAGACCUGCGAUUCCUCGGCCCUCACAGUCCCUUCCCCUCUAAGAAGCCAGCACUCGUGUGCGGAGCGAUGGAGCAGCGCAGCAGCCAUCUGGAGGACUUCCCUAUCAAUGUGUUUUCUGUCACUCCUUACACACCCAGUACCGCUGACAUCCAGGUGUCCGAUGACGACAAGGCGGGGGCCACCUUGCUCUUCUCAGGCAUCUUUCUGGGACUGGUGGGGAUCACGUUCACCGUCAUGGGCUGGAUCAAAUACCAAGGUGUCUCCCACUUUGAAUGGACCCAGCUGCUCGGGCCCAUCCUGCUGUCCGUCGGGGGGACGUUCAUCCUGAUUGCUGUGUGCAAGUUCAAAAUGCUGUCCUGCCAGUUGUGCAAAGAAAGCGAGGAAAGGGUCCUGGACUCGGAACAGACACCGGGAGGACAAUCGUUUGUUUUCACUGGCAUCAACCAGCCCAUCACCUUCCAUGGGGCCACUGUGGUGCAGUAUAUCCCUCCUCCUUAUGGUUCUCAAGAGCCGCUGGGGACGAACCCCCCGUACCUGCAGCCCGUGGUGGGUCCCUGUGGUCUCAUACCCACUGGAGGGGCAGCGGCCGCCACGCCGAGUCCUCCUCAGUACUACACCAUCUACCCUCAAGGGAACGCCGCGUUUGUGGAGGACGAGGACUGCCCUUCUUCCGUGGACGGUGGGAACGGCAGGCCCAGCCCUGAUGCUGAUCAGCUGCCAGAGUCCCAGCUGGAAGAGGAGGCCUGUGCCUGCUCCGCUCCUCCCCCCUAUGAGGAAAUAUACAACCUCCGUCGCUAGUGACUAAUGCCAAGCGAGCAAGCGUUUAAGUCACUGUUACCUGACAACCUGGAUUUCUACACUGUGACCUUCCAAAGUUAGGCAGCAGAGCAGCCCAGGCAGCCUGGGGGGAAGGGAAAGUGUCUCAGAUUGGUAAAAAUUAGGCUGGGUUGGGAAAAUUCUCCUCUGGUACAGUUUCAGCUUCCCUCGGGUAAGAAAUCUCCUCCCGCAUAAGGUCCAGGAGCAGGACUUUCACCUGUUUAUGCUCCUCCCACUCCCUUCCCUAAUGAAAGGCACUGGGGUCUCAAUUCUAACUUCAGGCUGGGAGCUGUGGCUCAUGCCUGUAAUCCCAGCACUUUGGGAGGCUGAAGCGGGAGGAUCUCUUGAGGCCAGGAGUUUGAGACCAGCCUGGGCAACAUAGCAAGACCUUGUCUCUACAAAAAAAAAAAAAAAAAGAAAAAUCUAACUCCAGCAACUAAGGGAAAAAUCACUAGUUCUGAGACUUUGGGAGUCUGCACAGGGGUGAGAGUGGAGGUGGGAAGGAAGCAGGAAGCCAAACAGGUUCCACUGCAGGUUUCUCAGUGGCUGUCUUUGGCCCCACAGUAGACUCAUACAGCCCAAACAACUUGGUUGCCAUUGGGUCUGUCUUGAGAACUCUGGGUAUCUUUAAGGCUGCAAAUAAAUAAAUAAAUAAAUACAAUGAAAUAAAAUAAAGAGUAUCUCCUAUUAGAGUAGUAGUGGAUAGCUGGCUAAAUUAUACAAAAUAAAUAGUAAUAGGAUAAUGAUAUGAAUAAAUCCUCAAGUUGUCACUGAGUCACGGUGACUCUUGGUGGCUGUAGCUUGAUG